GAAGUAUGCUUUGUCCAUUUUCGGUGAAUGAGGUAAUUCUCACAGGCGGGACGUUUGGUAAAGAAGCUACAACUGCCAAGGCGUCAUAAUCCCUACUUAGAUUAUAUAGGUUAUGGUCAUCAAGAAGAAAAUAUCAUUGAAGAUUAUUGUAAUCGGAGAUAGUGGUGUUGGGAAAACGUCUUUGAUAACCCAAUACAUCGAUAAGAAGUUCAGUAAUCAGUACAAAGCUACAAUUGGUGCAGACUUUUUUACAAAACAAGAGGUUUUUGAUGACCGUCUUGUAACAAUGCAGAUUUGGGAUACUGCUGGCCAGGAAAGGUUCCAGUCUCUCGGAGUUGCGUUUUAUCGUGGUGCUGAUUGUUGCGUCCUCGUCUAUGAUGUUACUAUGACAAGUACCUUUAAAACAUUAGAUUCGUGGAGAGAUGAAUUUUUGGUGCAAUCAAGCCCUCGUAAUCCCGAAAAGUUUCCAUUUAUUGUUAUUGGGAAUAAAUGUGAUUUAGAUAAUAGAGCUGUAUCUGAAAAUCGUGCAAAGCAAUGGUGUCAGGCAAAUGGUAACCUUCCAUAUUUUGAAUGUAGUGCUAAAGAAAAUACAAAUGUUGAGAAAGCUUUUGCUCAUAUUAUAAGAGUCGCCAUAGACGAAGAGUCUGCGACAAAUCUACACUCUGACUAUCCUGAUAGUAUUCGUUUAGGAACUGAAGAACAAGAAAAUCAAGACAGAUGCAGAUGUUAAGGUCAUUCUUUUAUUGUUUCUUUUUCUCAUAAACAUCAUCAACAUUAUGGUUCCUCAUCAGUUGCAAAAAUCUAAUACUACUACUACUACUCUGUGCGAUAAUUACAUUGUUUCUUCUAAUUCACAUUUUAUAGCUUAAUAAAUGGAACUUAUUGAUAAUUGGUUAUUCAUUAUCCAAACAUUCAUUCUUAUACAUAAUUUUAUUGUUGAAAUAUAUAUAACGAAUAGUCAAUUCUAAUGAUUAGUUUUUAACUAUGCAUAUUGUUGUAAUUUUCCUCAUUUAUAUGUUUUGAUUGUUCAGCAUAUUAUAUGUUGAAAAGAUUUGUGACAAUUGUUUUGUUUUUCAAACUCAUUUUACCUUUCUAUUUAAUAUAAAAUAGUUUCUAUAGAAUCCUAAUUCUAUGAUGUUUGUUUUUUUUGUUUGGUUUUGUUUUCAUUGUUUAACAAUUCUAUCAUGAUUUAUACGAAACAAAGAUAAGUAUUUAUUCUUGAAUGAAUCUAUAUACCAAAUAAAUUAAACUUACUGAUUUGGCUUGUUAUUGAUCAUCUUUAUUGGUUGAAAAAAUUCGUUAUAAAUACUACUGUCAUUUUUUAAUGUUAUUACGUUGUUUUUGUUUUGUUGAUUUCAUAUAAUUAAUGUGUAUAUAAAGAUCUAAUUAUAUAACCUACUUCAUGUAAUUAUUACAUGAUUUAUAAAUCAC
Molecule: messenger RNA, 1431 nt
Organism: Schistosoma guineensis
Lineage: Eukaryota; Metazoa; Platyhelminthes; Trematoda; Strigeidida; Schistosomatidae
Source: the annotation of a GenBank genome assembly